Physella acuta is the source of this 695-nucleotide messenger RNA. RefSeq names its product neo-calmodulin-like. Lineage: Eukaryota; Metazoa; Mollusca; Gastropoda; Physidae. The record is from RefSeq and is a predicted model, not a curated record. Gene Ontology annotation, molecular function: calcium ion binding. Gene Ontology annotation, cellular component: myosin II complex.
AUGCCGGUACUCAUUAUCAACAUGCAAGCCUCUGAGAGGGUACAAAGACGCAAGCCAAGACGACUGGCCAAAAAACACAUGUUCACUGAUGAGAAAAUACAAGAAAUACGAGAUGCUUUUCACAUGUUCGACAAAAAUGGCGACGGGAUGAUCACAUCAGACGAGCUGGGUUCAGUGAUGAUCUCCCUUGGCCAGAGACCGUCGUUCCACGAGUUACGGAACUUUAUCCGGGCAGUGGACACAGACAGAAGUGGCACCAUUGACUUUGAAGAGUUUGUCGACAUCUUCGCACGGAAGGUCACAAUGGACCCAGAGGCCGAGCUCCGGGAAGUCUUCAAGGCUUUUGACGGGAACCACGACGGCUUCAUUUCACCGGAGGAACUCUUCAACGUCUUGAGGAAACUCGGGGAAAAAAUCACGCUGGCUGAGGCUCGAGAAAUGGUUAUAGAAGCCGACACAAACAAAGAUGGCAAAGUGGAUUAUUCAGAGUUUAAAGCCAUCUACUGGUCGUCCCCUAAAUCUUGACCAACACGAGCUAAGUGGUCAGUGGUCAUCAUCUUGUUCUAUACAUGUAGGGCUAUAGGCCCAGCUUGACAAUGGAUGUUUCUGUGUAUGGCACACGGCUUACGCAAGUUUUGCAGAUGUGCGCUCGGCUACUUUUGUAUACAUUUGAUUUAAACUGGUCAUUUUAAAUA